Daktulosphaira vitifoliae (grape phylloxera) is the source of this 833-nucleotide messenger RNA. Its product is annotated as pupal cuticle protein Edg-84A-like. The record is from RefSeq and is a predicted model, not a curated record. The transcript is spliced from 2 exons. Gene Ontology annotation, cellular component: extracellular matrix. Lineage: Eukaryota; Metazoa; Arthropoda; Insecta; Hemiptera; Phylloxeridae. Bases 124 to 732 code for a protein of 202 amino acids.
AAAAAUUGUGGGGACAGAUAAAAAAGGGUAUUAUGUCGACUAUUUAAAGUGUAAAAUUUAAUAUUAUAAUAAUCAUUAAGCAAUUGUGUUCUUAAGUGUCGUCAAAACCAACUAGAGUUCAUCAUGCAGUGCCUUUCUGUAGUGCUAGUUGUAACUGCUUUCGUUUGCAUGACAUUCGCCGACGAUUUAGCUAAACCCACAGACUACAAAUUCUCAUAUGGCGUCAGUAACCCAGCCUCUGGUGACCAUAAAGAUCAAGCAGAAGUAAAAAACGGCGACUUUGUCACCGGUUUCUACCGUACCUUGGAUGCCGACGGUUUGAUACGUACAGUCAACUAUCAUGUUGAUCCUCUCCACGGUUUUAACGCUGAUGUUGUCCGUGCCCCAGCUAGUGAUGUUGUUCCAGUUGUCAAAUCUAUAAUCUCUGAACCCGUUAUUGCCAAGUCUGUCAUCCCUGAACACGUUAUUUCCAAGACUGAAGACGUUCCAGAAUCAAUCGAGAUCAAACCAGUUGAUUUUGAAUUAGCUAAGGCUGCUGUUUUGCCCAAAGUUAUCGCUCCUCACUCUUCAUACUACCCGUACUAUUACUUUAACGGACUUCCAAUCCAAAAAGCUGCCCUCAAAAGCUGGUAUGACUCUUACCCUUACUACUCUGGAUUGUCAUUCCAAAGAAAUUGGUUAAACAGCUGGUAUGGAUCUUACCCAUACGGAUACACAACUUUCGCUAAAUAGAUUCGAUAUUAAUUCACAUACAAAAAUUAAGAAAACACAUUUCAAUGUAAAAAAAAAAAUGUAUAAUAAUAUUUACUCGUAAUUACACUUGUUAUGUAUAA